Molecule: messenger RNA, 10817 nt
Organism: Corythoichthys intestinalis (scribbled pipefish)
Lineage: Eukaryota; Metazoa; Chordata; Actinopteri; Syngnathiformes; Syngnathidae
Gene: zfpm1
Product: zinc finger protein, FOG family member 1
Exons: 9
Coding region: 393-4259 (1288 amino acids)
Biological process (GO): erythrocyte differentiation; negative regulation of transcription by RNA polymerase II; positive regulation of transcription by RNA polymerase II
Cellular component (GO): nucleus
Molecular function (GO): RNA polymerase II-specific DNA-binding transcription factor binding
Source: RefSeq, a predicted model, not a curated record
UUGUGGUACUGAACCCCGCUUGAGAGUGAGAGACGGUGCUAGCGGACAAGUGGGCGGACCGAUGAGACGACACUCAACCCGACUUUCCACAGAAUUAUUGACAUCUGAACCUAAACGGCGUGGACUAACGAUAGCGGCAUAGCACUGAAGAAAGGCGAGAUCUGGACGCAAUUGGAAGGAGAACUGUAAAGGGAAGAAGCCACAGGUAGGAAGCUUUCGUGGCUGAAGAUAUCAGAGUGCAAGUGGGUCAUGUAGAUUUUUAGUAUCUGACCCGAGGGACCCGUCGCAGCAGCAGAACGUCGGAGGUCGAACACAAGCAGAAGCGAGAAGACGCUGCUCCUUCUCACCGUACGUCCGACUGGGUUCCGCUCCUGGUCCCAGGAAGAGCCACCAUGUCCAGGAGAAAGCAGAGCAAACCCCGGCAGAUAAAGCGUUCCCUUGGUGAGCUUGAUGGCAAGGAGGAUAACACACUUGACAACCUGAGCCUCUCGGGAGAGGAGGCGGAGGCAUCAGACCCAGAUGAUUCAGCAGAAGGUGACAGCAGUAGUCCAGCACCCUACACACCCCCUUACAAUGAAGAGCCUCGGAUGCAGGACAUUCAUGGAGACCCUGAGGAGGGUGAUGGGGAUGGGAAACCGCAAGAUCUUGCACACGGUAGUCAUAAAGAGGAAGAUGGAGUGGAAGAGGAUGGUAUGUUGCGGUGGAGCGGUCCAGAGGAGCUGGAAUUCAGUAAAGAAGGCACCAGCAGAAAGGUCAUCGCUCGCAGAGACCUCCAUACGGACACGGUUUGGGGACCCUACCCUGGGAGCCUCCAGUCAGAUGGCAGCACAGACAAUGGGGGAUCAAAGAGUUCCAGCUGGACCAUAGUGUGUGAGGAUGCGGAUUGUUGGGUCACCUGUCUUGCUUUGACUACUGACCUAUCGGAUGCAAACUGUACUAUAUACAGCCAAGGUGAUGAGCUGUUCUGUAAGGUGACCAGAAACAUAUUGGCAGCAGAAAUGCUCUUGGGCACCCCGUUACCUCCUCCAAAACCCUCUUCGCCCGUCGCCAGGGAUUCACCUCUUCUCAAAAUUGUCACCACAAAAACGUCUGUGGUAAAGGAGGAGCCAGUGUAUCCUGCAGCUCUCCACACAGACAUCCAGCUCCUUCCACAGCAAGCGGGCAUGGCUGCUAUCUUGGCUACUGCCGUUGUCAAUAAGGACAUUUUCCCAUGCAAAGACUGUGGGAUUUGGUACAGAAGUGAAAGGAACCUGCAAGCCCACCUCAUGUACUACUGCGCCAGCCGACAGAAACAGCCAGCUGCGGAUUCAUCACCGCCACAAGAUAAACCUAAGGAGUCUUAUCCCAAUGAACGCCUAUGCCCCUUUCCUCAGUGUAACAAGAGUUGCCCCAGUGCAAGUUCCUUGGAGAUUCACAUGCGCACACAUAGUGGUGAGCGUCCAUUUGUCUGUCUCAUCUGUCUGUCGGCCUUCACCACUAAAGCCAACUGCGAGCGCCAUUUGAAGGUCCACACUGACACAUUGAACGGGGUGUGCCACGGAUGUGGCUUCGUAUCAACCACGAGGGAUAUUCUCUACAGCCAUUUGGUUACCAGCCAUAUGGUGUGCCAGCCUGGAUCCCGUAGUGAGGUCUAUUCUCCAGGGCCAGGCCUUCCUAAGUUGCCCUUGUCCACUGUUCUCAGCCCAGGAGACUCCGGUGUGGUUUUGAAGUGUCAGGUCUGUGGACACAACUCUGGUUCCCCUUCCCAGUUGCAGCAGCAUGUGCGAACCCACCUUGAAGUGAGAGUCCCCACUGAAAGGAGCCCCACCCCUCGCCAAAGUACCCCAUCAUCGGUCGACCAGCUUCAACCGUCUACACCAGAUGCUGAGCCCCUAGGCUGUGUCCCAAAGUCAGAUUCCUCCAGCCCAGGUGCUCACGGUGGCUCUGCCACUCCCCGUGGCUGCAGUCCUCCUGAUUCCCAAACCUCCACCCUAAGAAUCAAAGAAGAACCUCAUUCGGAAUCUGAGACAGAAGAACAUUCAAUGGAAUUUCAGGAGGAUAGUAAGCAGACUGAAUUGAAAGUAGAUGAGAAGACAAAGGAGGGCAAAACGAUCAACUCAUUUUGUCAGACAUCCAAUUCUCCAAAGAGUCCUGCCAGCACAGCAGUAAAAGCAGAACCAACAAGUCCCACUCCUGGUUGUAGCCCAAGUCAUAUUGGUGGUGGUGGCUCGGUUUUCCCUGGUGGCUCAAUGUUUUUGCCCCAGUACAUGUUUAACCCGGAAACAGCUAUUUUGCCUCAGGCCUCAGAGAUCCUGGCUAAAAUGUCUGAGAUGGUUCACAGCCGUCUGAAGCAGGGCCAGACAAUUCCUCAGAAUAAUGCAGCAGCUUUCUUCUCCUCUGCACCCACUGUAGCAACAGCCACAUCAACUCCUCCUCUAAAAGGAGCUACCUGCUUUGAGUGUGAUAUUACAUUUAACAAUAUAAACAACUUCUAUGCACACAAGAGGCUUUACUGCUCCAGUAGGCACCACGGAGAAGGCGCAACCUCUGUUUCAGGCCCUGCAUUAGCAAGAGAUAGUUCCCCAGGCACAUUGUCGUCUAGCAAGGCACAAGAGUCAUCAGCCUCUCCUCAUGAUGGAGCUGCGAGCAGAGCGGCUUCCGCCUCACCUUCCGAAUCCGAAGCUGCCGCAGAUAGUGGAGCAGCAGAAAUCAAGAGAGUGUCGGUGAAGACGGAAACUCCUACGGGGCGGGAGGGAAUGUCAUCUUCUUCGGAAGGCGAGGGUGUAGGUAGCAAAGGGGGACAAGCAAGUGAAGGUAGCCAGAGCCCUGCCAGUGGAUCUGCAGAAGAUCUCGAUGAUGAUCCCAACAGAACAUUUUGUGAGGCUUGCAACAUCCGUUUUAGUCGGCAUGAAAACUACACUGUUCACAAGCGCUUCUACUGUGCGUCGCGUCAUGACCCAUCCAACCAACGAGCCGUACACAUGGCAAAGGCAACCACCGCAACAGCCUUCCAUCCUCAACCCAUUCGUACGCGCAAAAGGAAGAAGAUGUAUGAAAUUCAUAUGGCGCGGACAGAAGCUUUAGCAGCCGCGGCAGCUGCCGCCACAGUCGCAGCUGGCGCUUCGGCCCCAUCUCCUUCAGUGCUCGGCUUGGCGGUGAAACAAGAGGUUUCCCCUGGUGGCGCAGACAGCUCUAGCCCUGAAGGCGAUGGCCCGAUUGAUUUGAGUAAGAGGCCCCGACUCAAAGAAAUUCCUCGGCAUGGAACCAACAGUAUUCUUCCUGCCCUGCCGCUCACCGAUUACCAUAAGUGCACCGCCUGCAGUAUCAGUUUCAACAGCAUUGAGAAUUACUUGGCUCAUAAAACCUACUAUUGCCCUGCCACCACCCUCCAACAACAUACUUUACAACUCCACAGGCUAAAAAGGUCAGCUUCUACCUCUCCAGAAUGCAAGUCUCACCAAGAGAGGCAAGAGCUUCUUCAUCCCAGGGAAACGCAAGCUCUAGCCGCUGAUUGGAAUACACAGGCACAAGGCUCAUCGACCAGUCCUCAAACCUCAGCUUUAACUGCCUCUGAUGCCACAUCCCCUCCUGAUGCAACAAGCACGCUUGGGGCCACCUUAGGAGCAGGGGCCAAACGCGUUGGCGCCGCUUCUUCUCAGAUGGUCUGUCCAUAUUGUCCUAACAGGCCAGUCACCUGUGACCUAAUUGAGCACUUCAAGACUAUACAUGGCCUGGUUGUAGCAAUUCAGUCACCCCAAGAGGCUCAAACUCAAUCAGGCAUCAUAGUUAGCCCCAGCCCAAGCCUUAGUCCAAAGGACGUAGUCACAGCCAACAUCUCCAGUAGCUCAUCAAAACUGGUUUCUCGCGCUGACCGAGAUAGCGUUAAUGGGCAGGCAAGGAGUGACACCACUUCCCCUUCGUCCCCUCUGAUAAAUGGCUGUCCAUCAAGAGAGGGUCGAUCACCAUCAGCGAGUUCACCUCAACCUAUUUCCCCAUCAAGGGCUCUUCCUCUGACUUUAUCACCUGUGCCUGACCACCGAAGAGAAACAGUCGGGAUGCCCCUGCUUCCAGACAAGACUUCACCGACUGUUGCCUCCCAUCCUAUCCCCACACCCCCGCCAGCCCCCAUCCCCAGUCCCAAAACCCCAGUCAUCUCCCCGGUCCAGAACGGUAACUCCCGUUACUGUAGGCUGUGCAAUAUCAAGUUCAGCAGCCUCUCUACAUUCAUUGCGCAUAAAAAAUACUACUGUUCCUCUCACAGUGCAGAACAUGUCAAGUGAUCUGAGAAAUUCACCUCUUAUGUGUUCCUCCCUGUAUCUGACUGGGUAGAUGCUACUCUUCAAUCAGCGCCGUGAAGCUCCCAAGGACUCUUUCUGCUCUCAGUCCUCCUUACAGGCAGGUGCCAAAGUGGCACCCAGUCGGCAUUACCAUUGCUCAAAAUGAAUGGCUGUUACCCAUCGGCAGAGCCUGAUGUUUUCUCCUGAGCAGAGUUUGCCACUGAUGUUACUCGCGGAAUAUUCCUCUCCCAUUUGGUCAACAACACUGUGAGCUUAGAGGGAUAUGAUACGUUGGUCUACCUGCACACUGAAGUGUGCCUAAUCCCCUAGGUUACAUUAAAGUCCCAAAUUAAUCACCAACCAUUUAUUAACAUGAUUUUUCAUUGUGGGACGUUAAAAAAGUUCUGUGUGAACAACCUCAAUCUUUCCACGUUGAACUGAGUUUUUUCAUCUGCGGGAAAACAGUGAUUAGAUUCUGAUAGUUGACAGAUAAUGAUCAUAGUCAACGCUGAUUCUGGCAACUCUUCAGUACAUUCUUGUAGUCCAGAACUAAACCGAGGAAUAAUGUCUUCUAUGGAAAAGACUCGAUCAUGUGUAAUGUUUUUAUUAUCUGUGCAUAGUCUAUAAUGUCUAAAAAAAGAAUUCUAUAAUACAUCUGGUUUCAACACUGGCUCUUUUUUGCUUACUAGAAGAUCCUAAGGCAUUGUUUGUUAACAAAAAAAAAAAAAAAAAAUAGAAAAAAUAUGUGGUGUGAAAUGUUACCAAUUAGUGAAGGAUAUUUUAAAAUUUAUUUUUUUUUCUCUCUAAUAAAAACUUUUUUUUAUUAUUAUUAUUAUUCUCUUCAAAUGCAAGGAAGAGACAAAUGUGAAGUAUUUAUCUUCUAGUCCUCACUGAUUUCAUGUCAACAGAAAACUACCUACAUAAUGUGUAAGAGUAUUUUAAUUUUCUUUAUUGUCAUGCUGUUAGAAGGAACUGUGUGAAGUGUUUUUUGUGUAGAUUUCUAAAAUCCUCUGCCUGAGACUACACUGAGUUAUCUUUAAGUAUUGCUUCUUCUAUUGUCCUAGUCUAUCUGAUGGUAACAUCAAAUUUUGAUUUCAUUAAUCUACAUGUGGAUUAGCAACACCAGUCGAUCCAAUUGUCGCUCACGGCUUCAGAAAGUGUAUUUUGGAUUGAGCUGCUUAAAUACUGUGAUAGCAAUUAAGUCACCGUUCAAACCUUAAGAUUUAUAACAUCUGCUCAAUUAUUUGUUUUUUACCUGCAUCUUUUGACCUCAAAAAGCACACGUUUUUUUCUUCAUGUUUUUAGCCCUAUAUGAAGUGAUACACAUCAACCCAUGCCAUUAUAUACACAUUCUAAAAAUGCUUAAGGUAUAUUCAGUGUCAUUAUAGACCCUACCCAUGUGACGUCACAACUCCGCCCUCCUGACUGGUGCCGCCCAAUUGUCCGUCAACACAUCGUGUUUACCUGUUACGGCUACGUACAUUCCUCCUAUUUACGGCGUGUUUUUCUGCUCGUUAACAUUAAUAAUCAAAAGGUGAAGGCGUGUGUGGCGGUCGGUUGCAAUAACAGAGAAGAUAGACGGAGAGACUUGAAGUUCUACCGGAUUCCGAGAGACCCGGAGAGGAGAGAGCGAGAUGGGCUGCUGCAAUUCGACGAGAAAACUGGGCUCCAAACGAUUACCACAGAUUAUGUAGUAGUCAUUUUAUAUCUGGUAAGAUGCAUUUAAUAUAUAUUUAGAGGGUUUUGGGCUGACAACCACAAUUAAGAUCAUUGCUAGGCUAAUCGCCGACAACAUACACGUAUGUACUGGACUGUCUCAGAAAAUUAGAAUACACAAUAUUCUAAUUUUUUGAGACAGUCCUGUGUAUAUAUACAGGACUGUCUCAGGAAAUUAGAAUACACAAUAUUCUAAUUUCCUGAGACAGUCAAGAAACAAUACUGUCUCAGGAAAUUAGAAUACACAAUAUUCUAAUUUCCUGAGACAGUCAGGAAAUUAGAAUAUUGUGUAUUCUAAUUUCCUGAGACAGUCCAGUAUGUAGUGAGAAUGCUAUCGCUAAACCAUAUAAACAUUAAAAGCCCUAGCUCCAUUGACAAAUGACAUGAAGUGCAUUAGACUUGACAUUGGAUGUUAGCAAGAACAAAAGAUUUUGAAUUGAAAAUUUCGUAACUCACCUUUCCAAGCACAAGAUAGAUUCCUGCCGAAUUUUCGUGGACGAGGACCUGUUUCACCCAACCAGCAGCGAAGUAUUUAUAAGCCUCCAAGCUCUUAAAGUUUUUCAAACUUUCGUGAGAAUAGGCUGAUUUUGUGUGGACAAGAUAGUUGUAAAUAUCAGGGUAGCUAGCAGAUGUCAGGCAAAUACGGCGAAGACAGCGGGUCGAAAAACAUCGAUUUAGGCAUCAAAUAUGGAUCUGGCGAAUGGAUAAACUGAAGCGUUUCCACAUAACGCCUUUUAUGCAACGCAUCAAAUGAGUUUACGGCAUCCGAAAGCACCGGGUCUUCCAUGAAAUGCGUUAUAAAUUGCUCGAUCAAUUGAGACCAUUGAUAAUACAGACACAAAAUGACGGACAAGGGGGCGGAACAAUACAGCGAUCACGUGAUUUUGUGACGUCGGUGGGUAGGGUCUAUAGAACCUCUUGAACUUCAGACCGUACAUAAUUACAGGGAGUCCUCGGAUUACGAUGUCCUUGAUUUACGAUGUUUUGACUUUACGACACCUGUGCCUAGUCCGCAAUUUAGUUCCCAGCACCAGUGUAUAUUGCUUGUCUAUAUAUGUGCGGCAAUAGUUUCUUUGCCUUUUUCGUCCUGCUUAUUUCACAUUGUGGCCCCGAAGAAGAAAGCUAGGUCUUCUAGAUCCAGAAAAUAAUACCAUUUACCUUGGAAAUAAACUUCAUAAAAAGAAACGCAAAAAGAGGGACACAGACAAACAUUGAUAAAGAUAUGCUGCAUUCUGACCAAAUUUACACUGUUGUGCAAAAAAGUCUGAAAAAAACAACUUCCGGUUCACGUAACAUAAAAAUAAGGACAGUAAUUAAACGAAUCAGGUCGCCUGCAUGCUUCAAGUUGCAAUGUUGAUGUGAUGAAUGUUGUGUUUUCUGGGCUGUCCCUAAACGCACCGCACUGAGUGAGAGAGAGGAUGAUGUUGGAAGUUGACGAGUUGGUUUUGUUUUCGUUUUGUUGGCGUCAGCUACGGCCUACAGUAGUCUUGUUCUGUGCUUUCGGUUGGGAAAAAAACAUUGUAAACAAAGUAGAAUUGGCCAAUACUGACUUUUUAACCGAUAAUCGAUUACCCGAUAUUGUCCAAAUCCAAAAAUCUGAUAAAUGCGGUUGCGGACUUAACAUAUUACAGCUAAUUGUAUUGUGAUUCAAACUUUCCUAAAAAAAAAAAAAAACAUUCUGUGACAAAUAAGAGAACAUAACAAUUGAAGUUAUAGGGGUAAUGGUAAAUGUUUGUACUUAUAUAGCACAUUUAACAUUUACCAUGCCCCAUUGGGGGCAAAUUAGGGUUCAGUGCCAUGCACAAGGCACUUCGACAGUGGGCAGUCGUAGCUUGGAAUUGAACAGCUGACCCCUUCGGUCCCAGGACAACUCGAGCUACCAACUGUGCUACGGCCACGGCUAUAAAGUAGUUAUAUUGCACCACUAUAUUCAUUCAUUCAUUCAUUUUCCAUGCCGCUUAUUCCUCACGAGGGUCGCGGAGGUGCUGGAGCCUAUCCCAGCUAACUUCGGGCAGUAGGCAGGGGACACCCUGAAUUGGUUGCCAGCCAAUCGCAGGGCACAAGGAGACACACAACCAUUCACGCACACACUCACACUCACACCUAUGGACAAUUUAGAGUGUUCAAUCAGCCUACCAUGCAUGUUUUUGGGAUGUGGGAGGAAACCGGAGUUCCCGGAGGGAACCCACGCAGGCACGGGGAGAACAUGCAAACUCCACACAGGAAGGCCGAAGCCCGGGAUUGAACCCUUGAUCUCAGAACUGUGAGGCAGACGUGCUAACCACUCAGCCACCGUGCCGCCCUGCACCACUAUAUGUAUUGUUGAAAUCAAAAUAGUAUAUACAUUAGUUUUUUGGAUCAAGUGCAAAUAAGGCACUUAUUCUGUCUUCAAAGUGUUUGUGGGUACACAAAUCGACAGAUACCGAACAAAUCGGGCUCUAAAGACAACUCAGACGCUUGUGUACAGUUGAAUUGACUUUACUGUGGUCAUCUUUGUCUUCAAAGGGAGAACCAAAACUUUUUUUGUAAAUCUAAAAACAUUGUGUCAAUAAUAUAAAGUCACAAAUAGAGCAAAGUAUACACCACGAGUCUAUUUGAAUUACAACUGGUAGUACAGCUUGCAAGCAAUGAAAUAAUGUAACCACUUUUUUACUACGAAUAGAAACUAAACAAAAUAAUACACAUCUCCAAUAUACUACACUACGCUCAGGAAUAUAAAACAAAGAAUAUAACUUUCAAGUUCAAAUACAAAUCCUUAGGAGGACAUUUCUAAACAUUACAGAAAAUAAGGAGAGAAGGCAUUCAAUUUAAUUGAACUUGUAAGAAGAACAGAAGGGGACUAUCCAAUGCAAUACUAGACUACAUAACAAAGUCUCCAUAUACGUUUUAAACCUAACCCAUACGUUCCCUUUCUUUUUAUUUGAGAUGUCCCUAGAGACAAAGGAGGGCGUCCUUAAAAAACCUUAAAAGGAAUUGUGGAGCAAAGCGAGGGCGACACCCAGCUUGUUUGGCUAUUUGUAUGCAUGUAGGUGGAAUUAAUACGUGUGUGUUAAAACAUUCCAACGUCGAGUGGCUGUCGUUGUCUCAAGCUGGCCAGCAGCAGAUGCAGAUCUGAUCAAUAACUUACAAGUGAUGCUUGUAUAAGGAACAAACAACAUGGUGAGACGGCAAGAACUGCUAUGGUACACUAGUUGCAGAUGUUAGUUCGUCCAUUUAGCUCUCUCUGUUCAUGAUGAGCUUGUGUCUUCGUAUGAUGACGUCAGCACAUAAGGCUGGAACUUUUCAAAACUAAUUACACAUAGUGCCAGCAGGGGGCGUCAAAACACCAGAGACACAGGCAGGCAAUAAGUGGACAUGACAGCACCGCCAUAAGCAUAUUGGCCCAAAAUUGAUAAUAAAAAACAAUGUCGAUAUUAUCCGAUAACAUUUUAAAAUGCUUUUAUCGGCCAAUAUUAUCUGCUACCCAAUAACUCUAUUGAAAACCCUUGUCCUUGGCGACGCUACAGUAAAUAAAGACUUUUAGUCUUGUAAUUCUAUAACUUUUUUCUGGUAACAUUACUUCAAUCUCCAAAUAUCACACCAAAAGCAGUAUGUGCAACAGUGAACAUAGCUCUCACUGCCUCUGCUCCUUCUCCAUCCACCUCUCUGCAGUAAUCCUAUGUACAGCAUCUUUUUUUUUUUAACUUAAUUUAUUUUAGUUAUUUCAUACAAACUAAUAUGACGUAAAUUUCGUUCUCAUUCGUAACUCGAGGGCUCCCUAUAUACAGUAUGAUACCUUGUUGAACGAAAGACUAUGAGUUUUAUUUUAUUUGCCAUUUUUCAGACACACACACACACACACAGUAAAGUCCCAGGCUACACUUGCCGUUGCAGUGACGAUUUCAUUUUAUUAGACGUAUACAGUAUGUCAUUGAAAAUCUUUUUAUUGUUGGAUUUGAUCCAUCAAUCAAACAAUUUUUGGGGGGAAAAAAACCUGACAACACAGAGUCCGCUCAAAUCUUCUUAUCUCUAAGUAAUAUAGUAAUAAUCAGGCAAGCUGAUUACAAGGAACAGCAUUGAAUGUAUGUGUUUUAAGUGUCUGUGAUCCUCACUCAUUUUAGCACUGAAUAAAUCCCAUGCUGCUAAAUGUUCCAUUAGGUACACAUUUAGCUCAGUUGGUUGCCACUCAUUUAAAUUACUGAAUAGCCUCGUAGAACAUAAAGCUCACGUUGUUUAUUGGGAUAUGAAUAAGGUGAUUUUGCCAAUUUCAGGUACAGUAUUUUCCCAGUGCUGUGAUUGCUCUUCAUCUUAAAAAUUCACAGUUGCAUUUGUGAAAAUCAUUACGCAAUGUUGCCAUAUGCAAUCUUGGUCUGAGACUAAAACUGGAUCCUAAAUGUUAAUUCUUUUUUAUUCACGUUGUGCUUUGCUCUAUUUCACUUAACAAUUUGAUUACAAAUGUUUAUCAGAAACUUCUAAUUGACAUAUUAAUACUUUCUACACAAAACUGUUUACGCACGGUAACAGCAAGACAGCAUAGACAGUCAAAAUAUGGUCAGAUUGUGGAGCGCUGGACUUUUUUUUUUUUUUUUUCACGGUCUUCUUCCGAUUUUGUUGCACUGUGUUGUCUAAAAUGUGUUAUUGUAGGGAUUUGAUUUCCUGAAACUGUAUUUAUUUUAUACAGCACUUUUCCCCAUUAAAAUACAUUCUUGUUCUAUUAUGAAGGACCCUCCCACCUUAUUUUCCUGAAAUGUAGAAAACCUCAAUGAAUGUCGAAUCCUCUAUUUUUUAUUUUCAUAUGUUUCAUUUCCACUACAGGCUUGUCCAAACUAUGCAUGGGAAAUAAAAAAAAUGCUCUGAGACACAUUA